Messenger RNA from Colletotrichum scovillei, 1226 nucleotides. RefSeq lists its product as uncharacterized. The transcript has 2 exons. NCBI's taxonomy places the organism in Eukaryota, Fungi, Ascomycota, Sordariomycetes, Glomerellales, Glomerellaceae. The record is from RefSeq and is a predicted model, not a curated record. The coding region runs from base 126 to 1226 and encodes 366 amino acids.
CUGCGAUUUUCCAUCGAUAUAUUGUUUGAUAGGCGAAUGUCCUGAGUGAUCUCUUUCUCAUCCUUUAUUUCAUCGCUUUGAAGUCACAAAGCCAAGUAAUUGCCAGGGAUAAGUUUUGUUUCACAAUGGGCGAACGUGAAAGUCGGCUCGAUGAUAGAACUAUCGCGGACUCCAUAUGGGGACCAUGCGAAUCAGAUCAGGUUGCCUCUGACCGAGACCGACGACUGGCGAGGUUCUUCACCUAUUGCGCAGAACAGCGACCACCACCCUGUUUCGACCAGCCAAGCAUCGUGGGUCAUACGAAAGACGUAGAAGGCGCCAUACGACUACUCAAAUCAAGCCCCUUGAUACGUAAGGAUCUGUUGUUGAACCAAGAGUCCGCUGAGAUGAGCAGUGUUGCAUCGGUCGAGUCCGCGCUUCGCAUGAUGCUUAUGACGGAAUGCGAAUCCGAGGGUACUGUAGCCAUGGGAAGCGGCAACAUCUACCGUUGGGACAACAGUGAGACAUUGGUGGAUUACUUGGGACGGGUGUACACUCAGUCUACUCCAACAGACGUACCUAAAGAUCCCAUCGACCACACAAAGCUCAGAUGCUACAUCCUGACUAAGGACGCUGGUAUAAAGAUCCAGCAGACCGAGAAAUUGUCGGAUCACCUGUAUCUCAAUUGCGGCUCUAGGACCAAGAUACUCUACGUCUUCUCUCACAAAGCAUUCCUCGAAUGUAGUCGAGAGACGCUGAAAGCAAGUCGCCCGGAUCUCAGCCAUACUACUGAGGAAGCAUUAUCACUAGGUUGUCUGCCGCCAAAGCUCAUAGAAGAGACACUUCGGACGUACGAUCUUCUCUUUCCGCUGAUUGGGAGCGCCAGAUCUAGAAGAGGCCUACAAGACUGGAUUAAGCGUGAUCAUUUGGACGCAAGUCUGUUGAAAGCCUCCACCGGCCUCUCCAAGAAGGGCACACCGCGAACUUUGCACGAUCUCUACGAGGAUUUCCCAUACUGGGCCCCCCAAUUGGCCCGUCUGCUGGAAGAAGUCGAUGAUCCGACCCCGACCACUCGGUGGGAGAGAUACGCAGAGCGUAGGAAGUCCCACCGGCACACGUACAAGUGCGCCAUCGCCGCGCUCGUGGUAGCUGCCGUUUCGGGGACGCUGGCGACAUUGUUGGCGGCAGUUCAAGUAUGGAUAUCGUACUGUGAUUGGGACAAGAAUGGCAACAAGACACUGUGUUAA